Molecule: messenger RNA, 752 nt
Organism: Solenopsis invicta (red fire ant)
Lineage: Eukaryota; Metazoa; Arthropoda; Insecta; Hymenoptera; Formicidae
Gene: twr
Product: signal peptidase complex catalytic subunit SEC11A
Exons: 4
Coding region: 190-732 (180 amino acids)
Cellular component (GO): signal peptidase complex; membrane
Molecular function (GO): serine-type endopeptidase activity
Source: RefSeq, a predicted model, not a curated record
GAUUCUUAACGGCCGUUCCGCUGGUUCUAUCGAUUCGCCGUUCCCCCCGUUCACCGUGUUUACGUGACGUGGUGAUCGCGGCGGCGGUGGCCCAAGCGACAGUGGAUACGUUACACAAAUAGCCGGUCGCAUUCAAAUUAACGGAGUUGGGAAUUAUUCUCGAAUUACUGUUGGCGUCCAGCUUUCAUCAUGUUGCAAUCGAUAUUCGACGAUGUGCGGCGCAUGAAUAAGCGCCAGUUUUUGUAUCAAGUGCUGAGCUUCGGCAUGAUAGUCUCAUCGGCGCUGAUGAUAUGGAAGGGUCUGAUGGUUGUCACCGGCAGCGAAAGCCCUAUCGUGGUCGUAUUGAGUGGUAGUAUGGAGCCUGCAUUUCAUAGAGGCGACUUGCUUUUCCUCACUAAUUAUCAGGAUGAACCUGUAAGAGUAGGCGAGAUUGUAGUUUUCAAAGUCGAGGGCAGAGAUAUACCCAUUGUGCACAGAGUACUUAAACUUCAUGAAAAGGGUGACCAAAAUAAUACGGUCAAGUUCCUCACGAAAGGCGAUAACAAUUCUGUGGACGAUCGAGGUCUGUACGCACCUGGUCAGCUGUGGUUGACACACAAGGAUGUAGUUGGGCGAGCGAGAGGCUUCCUACCAUACGUCGGCAUGGUCACUAUAUAUAUGAACGAAUAUCCUAAAUUUAAGUAUGCAGUAUUAGCAUGUCUUGGACUGUACGUUUUGGUACACAGAGAAUAAAGCUGCUCGAUAAGUUUAAA